This is a messenger RNA of Hypoxylon fragiforme, 2566 nucleotides long. RefSeq lists its product as uncharacterized. The coding region runs from base 420 to 2495 and encodes 691 amino acids. Lineage: Eukaryota; Fungi; Ascomycota; Sordariomycetes; Xylariales; Hypoxylaceae. The transcript is spliced from 2 exons. The record is from RefSeq and is a predicted model, not a curated record.
GGAAGCUUGAUCUUAGGCGCGUCAACACCAAACUUAUACACACCUUAAGACGCGUCUUUAUAGACAUGUUUCAACAGCAGCAUAUAUCAUAUAUGUAAAGUUUCAAAGUGGAAAAAGCGAAGGACAUCGGAUCUUGUCAAUCAAUUGGAUUGCUGGAUUAGAAUUGAUUCCUAAAUAAAUUAGUUUGGACUUUGGACUCGGAAUUGCGUGCAAUACAGCCCUGGGCAGAAUACUACGCAGAUUCUAGGCUAAAUCGAGCUGAAGCGGGACAAAACAAACAUACCAAAAUUAUCCGAGUCUAGGUUGACAAUACAGCAACGUGAAGACUAGUUCAGGUAGUCAACAUUCAACCACUCACCUAGGUUUAUAAUCGAAGACGCUAUGGUAUGAAAAGGAUAUAAAAGUAGCCCGAGAACUUCAUGGACUCCUCGGCGCCUAAGAGGCGAAAAACAUCGCCCACCACCAACAUCCCCGUAGGCGCUUCGACUAUACCGCCCUCAGACGAGCCAAAUAAACGACCUACACGACGACAGAUCCAGUCUUUCGCAUCACCAACCAAGGCUAGUCUUGCGCGAUCACAUCCUGACAUCUUGGAGAGAAGGAAUGCCUCCCAAGUGCGAUCUUCCAACGAUACACUCCCUGCGCCAGAAAUCAAUACUGGAACAGGCGAUAGAAAUGAUGCCGCCUUUCAGGGAGAAUCGAGCAUCCCGCCACUAGGAGACAAUGCAGCAGCAAACAAUCGUAAUGCACAACAAGAGCAAACUCCCUCAGUCGAUUGGCCCGCCAGUCCGGUUCGACGCGUUACUGGAGCUAUGGCCUCUAGACCGCGAAGAACACCGAAUAAGCCUUCACCACGCCCUUUACCACGACCUUCGGGAGAAGAAGAAGAGUUGAUAAAUCCAUUUCGAGGUCGAGUGUUGCGACGUUCACCCGCUCCUGGUAGUGGUGCGCCGGAGCCGGAAGAGCCAGAACUCCCACCAACUCCAACACAAGUAGGCUUAUCGGACCCGGCCUCGAUCCAAACUUCUCCUGUGGGCAUUCACAAUACACCUACUAGACGUCCCAGGAGAAGUAGGGCAUUAGCCGAGAGGAUUAAGAGUUCUCCGCUCAAACAGCCACCUGUCUUUCCUGGAGGAUUCACCAACUUGGAAUUUACCAAGGAAUCUACGCGGGAAGAAUCUCCAUUACGGACAGUACAAAGAGCACUCAGAGCGCAGCCCCAGAAACGGAAAAGAAGGCGGAAGUCACAUCCGGCUCGUAAUAUUGAGGAACUAGACCCUCUAGCUGAGAGGAAAGGACUACGAGACUCACUGCUUGCGGAGAUCGCUAGCUUGAAGUCGGACUUGACCCUAGCUAUCCAAGAGAAUGAUCGGUUAUAUCAAGUACAGCAGUCAGGGCGAGCUAGUUCGACAUUGAAGGUGCCUGGAGACAAGGAUGGUCUUCUCGAUUUACUACGUCGGCAUGCAUUACCCCCUGAAAAGGAGACGCCUCCUCACCCGUCACAAGACUGGCUUGAAGUUGCUUUGAAUCCCAUUUCAUUCCUCCCGUUCAGUAAAACGAACCCUUCGCUUCCAUCCUUAUUUGCUCCCCAGCAGGAUCACGUGGAAGAGAAAAGUGAGGAGCUGCCGAUUUCCCACCAUCCGGUAUCCAUGACGGCAGAGGAGGAAUUGCCUUAUCUGCAAGUUUUUACCCCCUUAGCUUUUACCUCGACUAUAUCGAUCGUACCCCGAGACGAUCUGGCACACCUGGGGCCACCCUUGCAAAAACAUACCAUCUCGGCUUCAUCGGUACCUCCAGGUUUAUUUGCCGCCAAGAUCGAAAUGACGGUCAACACGAAAACACUAGCGAUUGCCGAGUUGAGCGUGCCCCGCCUCGAACCAACUGCGGCCGGCGAGUUGGGCCCAUUUGUAGAGAAGGUUGUCCAGGGCACAAGCACCAGCGCCCUGACGAGGAAUGUCAGCGUCGUGACUUGGGCGAUGAGCGAAUGGGUUCGUGUUGCUACAAAAAGAGCCCGAUUCUGGUGCGCCGUUGCGAGGGAACUGGGUACCCGUGAAGGCCUAGCGAAGUGCGCCAAGAAGAUGAGAAAAGGUCCGAAGAGGAAAGGUCGUCCAGGCCGACCACCUCUCGUGGACGAGGAUGGCGAGGAUGGCGAUGGGCUUGAGGCGCAAGCCGGUAAUAAGGGUAAACUGCGCUUCAGCAAAUCAGACCUGCUACCUAACCUGGGGAGGACCAGUUUCGACUUGGAGAUGUCAGACCCUGACGACCCGGAUGAAAUACCGAACGUUCGCAUCCAAUGGCGCAUCGACUUUGACUGGACGGGAGAAGCGCAGAGCAAGAUGGGGUUACUGGUUGGGGCACCAGCGAAAUGGCACGGCCACGAUACCAGGGGUAGCUUAACCAGUAUACCGGAUGUGUUUGACAAGUUGAUCCAGGAGAAUAGGGAACCGAUGGAAGCACUGAGAACGGUAGUCGCAUUACUGGUCGGGGAAGGAUGAAGAUGAAAAAUGAAGCAGGUACCUAGCAUCAAGUGUGCCGACGUAACACCUACCUACCUACCUACCUACUU